UAUGUUUUCAAGUAACAACUAGCAAAUUGCAAUGGGUUUCUAACCCGUAGCUGACGUAUUUUAUAUUUGUAUAAAUUAGGAAAUUGUACAGAUUUUUAGUGAUAAGUGUACCAUCUGUGUUUAUUUUUAUCCAAUAUUAUUUAUUUCUGUUCAUGAUUAAGAAAUAAUGUCCUUCGAGUACUUACCCGUAGCUGAAGAUGAAAAUGAAGAACCCAUAGAACUUCCAGUCGAAGAUGAUGGGACUUUAAUGUUAACAACUGUGUCUGCGCAAUUUCCAGGUUGCUGCGGUUUAAAAUAUCGUCAUCCUGAUACAAAAACAUUUAGAGGUAUAAGAUUAAGAGACGGCAGACUAUAUCCUCCGCCAGAGGGAUGGGGCAAUCAUUUAUACAUUUGCAGUUUCCCAAAAGAAAAUAAAAGAAAAUCUGGUGACUGCUCUGAGAUUACACUCUUAAAAAAUAAACGAAACGACAACUUAUGUUCUGAUUUAAUUGUCUUAGGAUUACCUUGGAAGGCCACAGAACAAACAGUAAGAGAAUACUUUGAAAAAUUUGGAGAGGUAUUAAUGGCUCAGUUAAAAAGAGAUCCGAAGACGGGUAUGUCAAAAGGAUUUGCUUUUAUCCGUUUUUCAUCUUAUACAUCACAAAUGAGAGUUCUAGCUCAAAGACAUAUGAUUGAUGGCCGCUGGUGUGAUGUUCGGAUACCUAAUUCUAAAGAAGGCUCUAUCACCUCAAUGCCUUGCAAAGUAUUUGUUGGACGCUGUACUGAAGACUUAUCAGCAAAUGACCUAAGAGAAUACUUCUCACAGUUUGGAGAAGUCACUGAUGUGUUUAUACCAAAACCAUUUCGUGCUUUCAGUUUUAUAACAUUUUUAGAUCCUGAAGUUGCACAAAGUUUGUGUGGUCAAGAUCAUAUUAUAAAAGGGGUAUCUGUGAAUGUAUCAAAUGCCUCACCAAAGCAAAAUAAAAGUAGUUCAAAUCAACGUAACUUACCCAGUCGGAACUAUGAAGAGAGUCAUCACAAUGCAUCAAACAACAAUUCCUGGAGUAGCCGUAACAUGGAUAUGGUUAAUAUGCAAGCUUUAGGUAUAUCUGGCCAACAUGGCCAAUCUGCAGUUGCUGCUGGUGCUGGACAAGGUCAAGGUGGUAAUAUGCCUCUGAGCAUGGGAGGUUUACCAGUUAACCAAGCAUUAGUAGCAGCUGCAUUAAAUCAAGCAGCUGGUUGGGGUCUCAUUAACAACAUACCUUCUGGAGGAUCAGAGCAAGGUGCAUUUGCUGGACCAGCAUCUUCUGCACCACCAGCUCCACCCAAUUUCCUAUCUUGGAUGCAACAAGGUAAUUCAGCUCAGGGACCUUCUAGUCAGUGGGGACAAAGGCACCAAUCCCAAGGCCACUCUGUUUGAUUCAAUGGUAAAUAAUAAGCUCACAAUAAUCUCUGUGAUUGUAGCAAAAAUUAGAUUAUAUUAUUUGAAAUUAACUACUACAUAUAUGGGUUGUUUUUGGUGUAGAGUGGUUUGCUACUGGUGUUAUACACAUAUAUUAAUUUAUUAUGAAUUUGCUUGUUUUGUUGUUUUCUUUUGUCAUUAACUUUUACUGUAGUUUAAAAAGCUUUUUGUCACAUUACAUUCACAUAUGAUAAAUAUUAUUAUUGGUGUACUAUAGUUUAAAUACAAGCACACUAGCAACAAAAAACUAAUUAAAAUUUCUAGCUUCAAUUUUCACUAAUUUCAUAGUAUAUAUUUUAUUGUUGGACAUCAAUGGACAAAAAGUAUUCAUAAAAGUAAAGGAAUCUAUUAUCAUUACUUUUAUGACAAAUAAGAAUAUUUUGUUGUUGCACUUAUCAAUUUUAUCAGCUAUUUGUAUAAUACACUAAUAUAUAUUAAAAAUCCAUAAUUUCUAACAACUUAGAAUAUUUUAAUAUUGACACUUCAGUAAUUGCUUCCCAUUUUAUUUAAGAAAUUAUUAAUAUAUUCGAAAUGUUUCGAUUUAUUUACAAGAAGUGUAUGAAGAUUGAAGUUGUUUUGUUUUUAUGUUGUCAUUAUAUUUUAAAGUGAGCAAAAACAUCCUAUGGAAGUGUAACUGUACCUAUGAUAGAAUAAGAGUACUACCCUUUGUACAAUUAAAUGGUAUAAGUUAUAUGGCAGAUUGUUGAAAGGUCAUACUUGUGUAUAGAAAAGAUAGAGAAUCUAUUGAUUGUUAUCAUUGUUUAACAGAGUAAAUAAUGUUGAUUAUUAUUAUAAAUUUAUUCUGUGUUUCCUCAGGACAUGUGGCUUAAAUCAAGGAUAAGUAUAUAUAUUUUUGACAAAAUAAAUGGCUAGAAUAUUUUUGUGACUAUGCUAUAUUUUUACGGAAUUGUUUAUUGAAUGGGUACCUAGCUAUAGUUGUAAGAAUCCUGGCAUAUGUGUAACAGAGAAUACUAGUGUGUCUAAGAGACAAAAGCUGUUUGUACAAAAUUCAAGACUGUAAAUAAGUAAAGGUCAGAUACAAUGUAUAGCUAUGUUUAAAUAAUAUUUAACAUUUAUAAUGGCAAUAGAAGUUAUAAAGUAGCAUAGGAGGUUAAGCGAAAAAUACAUACAAAAUAGGUAUUUGUAAUUAUAUGUUGGAAAAUAUAUUUUGUAUAUCUCAACAAUCAAUAUAUAUAUAUUGAUUCCAAAUUCUUGCUAAAAAAAUAGAUUCUGAAAAAAUGUUAACAGAAUCUUCAAAUAUGUUAAAGUGACUAAAAUUUAUAAUAGUAAAUAAAACAACAUUAUUACAAAAUUAUUGUUCAGGUACCUAUGAUAAAGUAACUUAAUAACAACACCUUUAGUAAUCACAACUAUUAUAAUCUAUUAAACUUUCAAUAUAAUUUAUAAGAAAAUUGUAAAAUUUGUACUCAAUAAAUUUUUUUAACAUUGCAUUGGUAAACACUUACUAUAAUAUUGUAUAAUUUAACUGUGUGAGUAGCUAGAUUUUAGCUAAAUACUCAACAUUAAAACUGAUUGUCGUGGGUACCUAUUCAUUAUUUUAUAUCAAUAACAUUGACUAUGUUACUCUUGAAAAGAAAUAUUCCUUUUUUUAUUGUACCUAUAAGUGGUAGUUUUCGCUUGGGUUUGUUUGUGUUAUUAACUUAUUCGAUAAGAUGGGACAUCAUCGGUUGACGUUAUUUAUUAUUGUUCGUGAAAAUUUUUAUUUGUCAGGAUAGUAUCGGUAGGAACGGGUUCAUUUUUGCUUGGCUUAGCGAUCGAUCAUAAAUCUAACAACAGGACGUAAACAUAAUGACAAAAAUAUUUCCAUAGGACUAAUGAAAUAUUUGAUUGAAAUUUCAAAAUAAUUCUGCUAUAUAUGUAAAGUGUGUAUGUAGUACGUACAUACUUACGGUAACAACACUUUUUAAUACAUUUUUAUUUGAUUAUUAAAUAUAUUAAUUCUUAAACGUACUAUAAGCCUCAAAUAGCAGGUGAAUAUUCUAAUCAAUCCCGUGACAUUUAAAAAUAUAAUAUAUUUAAAAUCCGUUUCAACUAAUUUAGACUUAUAGUACGUUAUGAAUAGCAUCAUUAGUUUGUUAUGACAGUUGUGGUGAAAACACUAUAAAAUGAUACAUAAAAUAAUAAAUAUCGUUUAUUUUGUGCAAUACAUUAUAUUUGUAUAUAAGUAUCUUACAGUCCAUGAAAAUGUAAUGAACUAAAUUAUUACCAACUUAUAAAUAAAAAUUAUUAAUCGAGUACCGAUGUUCGUGUGUGCGCUUAGUCAUUGCAUAUUUACUUGUAACAAUUAAUUUCUCACAUAUUUCAAUAGGAUCAAAGAAACAAGGUGCUAUAUAAAUCGAUGAUAUUAAUAGCUCAUCAAUAUCAGCGUAGUGUGAUGAAAUUAUAAUGAGUUCUUAUAGAAUAUAAUAUGUAUGUGACUUGUACAAUCAUAUUGGCAAUAAGUAUCUAUAUCGCGUUUAUCAAACUUUGUUGUUGAUCAAACUUUAAUCAGCUUAGCAUUAAACUUUAAUAAGCUAGUUUGAUUAAACUUAAUUUACUUUUUCUUGGGACAUAUUUUCCGUAGACAUUACUUAAGCUUAUCGACUAAUGCAUACUAAUUUGAAUGUUGAUAGUGAUAUAAAAAUAAUACGAUAGAGAUACUUCUUUGCAAAUGCAAUAUAUCUUAAACAAAGAUUCAAUUAACAUAAAACGAACCUCACCAUAUACCGUGCCUAUUAAAUUAUUGAGGAUUUUGUGUAACGUUUGGAACGUUGUGUAGUGUUUCUAACUCAAAACAUGUUGAAUGAUUUGAGUCUGUGUAUAAAUAACUAGAGCUUUUAUUGUUAUUUUUAUUAUCUUCAGCACUGUGUAUAUUUGAGUUAUAAUCCGUCAUUAGAGUGUAACUCCUUUUUAUUUUGUAAUGGAACCGAUAUACUGUAUAGUUUUUUCUAUGCCUGUUUUUAUUGAUUCUAUUGAAUUUAAUUUUUGUGUCUGCAUUGAUUGAAUAAAGUACUUAAAAUAAAAGUGAUA
Molecule: messenger RNA, 4471 nt
Organism: Pieris rapae (cabbage white)
Lineage: Eukaryota; Metazoa; Arthropoda; Insecta; Lepidoptera; Pieridae
Product: TAR DNA-binding protein 43-like
Exons: 1
Coding region: 167-1399 (410 amino acids)
Biological process (GO): regulation of gene expression
Cellular component (GO): nucleoplasm
Molecular function (GO): RNA binding
Source: RefSeq, a predicted model, not a curated record